Aspergillus uvarum CBS 121591 is the source of this 1028-nucleotide messenger RNA. RefSeq lists its product as uncharacterized. Lineage: Eukaryota; Fungi; Ascomycota; Eurotiomycetes; Eurotiales; Aspergillaceae. The transcript has 3 exons. Gene Ontology annotation, cellular component: membrane. Bases 45 to 560 code for a protein of 171 amino acids. The record is from RefSeq and is a predicted model, not a curated record.
CUUUCCCAAUUAUACAAUCGACAUAGCAUCAAGACACACAAAAGAUGUCCGACCACCCAGCCAUUGCAAGCCUCCUGAUCACGCUCGGCCUCCGCGCGACUUCCACCUCACCCGCCCCCAACUACGCAGCAGGUUAUAUAAUCGGCAACUGGUUCCUCGCCCACGGCAUUCUCAACCCCCGAGCAGCCAUACGACGACUCGGACAAGACCCCAACAAUGCUCCCCGCGAGAACCUGCUCAAAUACGGCGAAGCAGCUGUGCAAGCCGGAAAGGUCACCCGAGGCCAACUGAACCGACUCAGACGGCGGGAGGCUGCCUAUGAGAGUGUCAUCGAGGGAUUUCCGCUGUUUAUCGCGGGGGUCUUUCUCGCCCUUCAUGCAGGUGUCCCGACCGAGAUCAUCAACUGGAUUGGGCUGUGGUUUUCGCUGAUGCGGGUGGCAUAUGCAAUCGCGGCCGUGGCGAUUGAAUCGGACCAACUGAGCUUUGUGCCGUCGCUGCUGUGGUGGUUGGGCAAUGUGGGUUGCCUGACAGCGUUGAUGUUGGCCGGGAAGAGGCUGUGAUAUUUCUUCCCUCUCCUUGAGCAGAACAAGCUCUUUUGGGAAAGCUUUGCGGGUGGAUGGUUUCAAAUUUGGCCGUGUCGACUAUCUGGAUACUAUUGCAGACGGAAAAUACUCGUGAUCCGGGUUCAUGUUUCCGAUGAAAGUGGGGGAGGUUGGGGACGCCAGAUCUGCGGGGUUGCCGAGGUUGAGGGGUCGGGGAAAUGAGGGCCGCGACGAUCUUUCAGGGGGGACAGUUUUGAUGGUUUCGGUAGAGGUAGUCGAGUCUUGCGUGUCUGCUGUCCGAUUUCUGGUACCGACCAUCUCUCAGUUCAUAAUCAGUCACUACGCUAGUGUAUGGUGUUUUGUGCUCCGAAAUCCAUCUAUAGCACUUCGCGGAAAAUCGCAAGAGAGCGACAUCGGGGACUAACCCCAGAUAUAACUCCUCCUUGUAUAAACCAUUUACCACAUUGCUUUUGCGGGGAAAGGAAU